This is a messenger RNA of Olea europaea var. sylvestris, 813 nucleotides long. RefSeq lists its product as uncharacterized. The transcript has 2 exons. Bases 1 to 813 code for a protein of 270 amino acids. NCBI's taxonomy places the organism in Eukaryota, Viridiplantae, Streptophyta, Magnoliopsida, Lamiales, Oleaceae. The record is from RefSeq and is a predicted model, not a curated record.
AUGGCAAAAAAUGUCCCACAGGCUUUGACGGACUUCAAGGAAUCAGAAUUUCUGCAGCUCAGACAGGGGAACAUGUCACUUACUGAUUAUGAAAGACAAUUUGAGCAGCUCUCAAGGUAUGCCCCGCACUUGGUGGAUACAGAAGUUAAGAAGAUUAGGAGGUUCGAGAAUGGACUGCGCCCUGAGAUCGGCAUGAUCAUUAUGUCCCAUCGUUUCACCUCAUAUCGUGAAAUGUUGGAGAGGACUCAUGCUAUUUCAUAUCAGAGGACCUCAUUUAAACAGUAUGCCCAACAGAGCAAGGAGUCGUUGGGGAAAAGGAAGUGGAGUGAUCAAAGUAAGAACAUACACAACUGGCAGAAUAAAAGGCCAAGCACAGGAAUUCGCAUUGGUGGGACGAGUGGAAGUAUUACCCCCUAUCCUAAGUGUAAUAAACUCCACAUGGGUGAAUGUUGGUUCGGGAAGAACGUGUGCUUUAGGUGUGGUAUUCUGUUAUUAUCCAAUGUGCUUGCUUACAUACUUUUUGAUUCGGGGGCAACCAAUUCUUUUAUAUCUGCAUCCUUCGUCGCCAGGUCCAACUUUGCAUCUGUGAGAACAAAUAAUGAAUUAGAGGUUAGCAUUCUGUCAGGAAAAACUCUUUGCACAAACCAGAUGACUAAGUCUAUGAAGUUAGAGAUUGAUGGGAAAAUAUUGGAGGUAGACUUAUACCUCUUGGAAAUGAAAGAUUUUGAUGUUAUCUUGGGCAUGGAUUGGUUAGGACUUAAUCAUGCAAGCAUUCGAUGUCAUGAAAAAGAAGUGCUAUUUCAUAGACCGUGA